This is a messenger RNA of Moneuplotes crassus, 1097 nucleotides long. Lineage: Eukaryota; Ciliophora; Spirotrichea; Euplotida; Euplotidae. The record is from the annotation of a GenBank genome assembly.
AAAAUGUCUGAAAGACAGACAGUUAUUGCCAAAACUAUCUCAUUUGAUCGAGUUCAAGACAGCUCAGACCUAACCGAUGCCUCAUUAUCAACGAGCCAGGCUCUCCAAAAUCUCAAAGAGAAUGCUACUUUUGAGAAGAUUAAGGUCGAAGAAAACAAGAUUCAGAGCACAAUCAGGGAGCACCAGAGAUCUAUUUCCAGAAAUACACCUGGGAAGAGAACUAAAGCCAAGAAACGGCAAAAUUCUAGUAGUAGAAUUCAUUGCUUAGAGGAAGAGAAUAAAUAAACUUCAGCUAAGAAUUUUGAAAUUAAAAGAUGAAUUGAAUAGUUUGAAGCUACUGAUUCCGAACAAAACCAAAGUUUCUGAAAGACCUCCCUUGCAUCAUACAAAUCAAGCUCAUAACAAUAGUGUAGAUGCUAAAGAGCAGCCUAAUAAUGAGCUAAGGCUGUGCCAAUCUGCUGAUAGAGACAAUCAUUGAAUUAGAAGUAAUCGUGCUAAAAGUUCUAAGCGGAGGAAAUCCAUGAAGUCAUCUCAAAGGAAAAUUAAAAAUGCUCUGAAUGAAGUUCACGAAUGGAAGCAACGUUGCAAAAUUCUUGGAGAGCAAUACCUCCAAGAAAUACAAAAGGUCAGGCUGAACAUUGAGAUGUUUAAGAAUGAGGUCUUGGAGGUACAUAAAGACAUGCAAAUGAAGAGUAUAGACCAGAUACUCCUUGCUCAUAAAAAGUUUCAAAAGCAUCUCAGAAAGAAGGAUAAGAGGAUUAAAAACCUUAAGCUUAGUAAUAAGAAGUUGGUAGAGAAGUUAGGGCAUAUUCGAAGAACAUUUGAUGAUGAUCUCUCUAUUUCUAGUCAGGAUAAAACUCAAGUACCUCAAACCCAGAGGAAUUUUCAGCCUGGAUAUUACAAAUCUCAUGUCAAGGAAUGAGUACCUGCUAAGGCUCAAUUUAGCGGCGGAGAGAUUCAGCAUCCGGGUGGUUUUAUGAGUACUGUUCCUCCAGAGAUAAUGGACACACAUAAUUCUCAGAUAUACAUGAUCAGGCAGCAAAAACCCAGAAAGGCAAUUUAAAGAAAUAGAGCAGUGAUAAUGAAUUUUCAAAGUA